AUGGGAAGGAGAGUUGUGAACGGAGAAGCAUUCUGCAUUCCCCAAAAAAAGCGCAUUGCCAAAAGAAGCAGCUUACAUCAUGGGUCGCUGUAGCGUUCCCACACAUUUUGCUCCUAAUUACUGUCCUGCUGGACAGCUGAGCUGUUUCAAACAGGAAGCUGUUUAUAGAUAACGCUUGCAACUGUUGGGUCAGAUUUGCUGGAUGUCGAAGAGCAGGAGACGAGUUCGCUUCAAAUUAAAAACUAUCAGGCUUUUGUAAAUAGUAGCAAUGAGGUUCAUCUGCGCAGUGUCCCUCCAGGCAGAGGUUGUGCUACGGUGCUUGUUUUCUCAGCAACUGUAAGGUAAGUGAGGCUUCAAAAGCCUGAGAUAAGAAGAUAGAUUGUGGGGCCACAUACACUUGCUCAGUGGAGUGGGUGGUAAACUUAAGGCUGGAUUAACAGUGGUGUAGCGUUUAUUUUUAAAUUUUUUAAUGGAAGCUAAGCUAAAGAGAGAGCAUAUUAUGUUCAGUAGAGGAGUAUAGUUUCUGGAUUUAGUUUUUAACAGUUUUUGAAAAGCACGCAUGCUGCAGUGUCUUUUUACAGAUGGCGUAAUAGUCACUUGAAUAUUUACUGCAGUCUGUAGAGAGUGUAAAGUAAGCUCAUAGGGUGGAGUUUGUGUUGAGGGGUAGCAGACCAAAAAUGAGCUGUCUUCACAGCAGCUAACUAAUAAAUCUAAGGGGAAAAUAGCACAGAUAAAUGCUAAGCAAAACCUUUCCCAACUCGUAAUAUGUCCUUCUACCGUUGCAAAAGGAUGGCAGCUCUGUUCUCCACAUUGCUGAGCCGCAAAAAUAAUACUGUUUGAUUUUCUUUUUUUCUUUUAAAAAAGAGUAAGGCAUAUUGAAUAUGCUCGGCUUAAUUUUUUGCCUGCCACGCUGCUGUUAAAGGCAGCUAAGUCUUGCCAGGAAAAAAAGGUGGCAGUAAUUAAACGGUAUUGGCCAACAUCUUAGAGGAAGGCGUGGUGUGAUCUGCAUGGGUGCAAAAAACAUUGGAAACUUUUGGAACCGGUGAGAUUUUCUAAGAGUCAGAUUGGAGGGAGAGCGAGAGAUGGAAACGGAGAGGGAAAAUGCUCUUUCCCAUUGGUGAGUUCUGGUGGGUUCCCUUCCUGACCUGGCCUCUGCACACCAUCUUCCAGGCAGUACUUAAUUAAAAAGUGACAGGCUUCAAAAUUAUAGCCUCUGACUGGGAAAUGAUUCCAAGAGUGGUUGCUGGCUGUGAAGAACUAUCUAGGAGUGAGGGAGAAACUCUCACAGUCAUCCUGCUCAUUUUCCAGAAUGGAGUCCAAUGCUUGAAAGGAGCUCUGGAGGUGGUUCUAGGAAGCCCUGACUUGAAUUAAGCUCUGCUUCUGAGAAAUACCUAUGGAAACAAAAAAGGGGGGAUGGAAGGCCUAAUAGAACCCCCCCCCAAAACAAGAUUAAAAAAAGAGUUAAAGAGGAAGGAUGCUGGGUGAGUAGGGUUGGUGGUGGUGUCAAGUCAAAGAAGAAUAGAAAAUAAUAAUGGCCACGGCAGCGGGGUGGUUAGUUGUGGAGAACUGAAAAGUGGAAGGAGAAGAGGACAAAUGUAUGUGGGAACAGGAAAAAAGACAAACAAAGAUCCCUUAAAUGGUCUCUGAGGUGUGGGAGAGAUGCUGCGAUGGCACUGUAAGUAUUUCUGAGGCACCCAAGUCACCUCAGAAUAAUCUCCCAGUUCUGGGCGCUGUCUAGUAGCCAUUGCUGAUGGGAGCUACCUGGACUAGGAAGACUAUAAAGGAAAGGAGGUAGGAUCCAGGGCUCUGCUCCUAGCAAUCUUCUCCUCAUCUCACAUUUGCAGAAAGCAAGCUUGAUAUGUUAAGCUGCUCUGGAAGUGCAGUGGGGCCGAGGGAACUAACAGACUCGGGGGAAGAAAUGAAGUUGGGAUUAAACCAUCUUCCCCCCAGCCUGGUGCUCUGCAGAUGUUUGGCUUGCAUUUCCCUUCAGCCCCAGGCAGUGCAUCAAUACUUGCUGGAGUUGGUUGGAGCUGUAGUACAAAACAUCUGGAAGGCACCAGGUUGGGAAAGGAUGCGUUUAAAGAAGGCAGUGGUCAGCUCCUACAAAAGCAAGGAGGAAAAAUAAGUUGCUUCUUGCUCUUUCCAGCCAUCUCAUGGCCAGGCCUAAUAUUAGGUACACUUUGAGCCCUGCAGCAAUGAUGCUGAGUCAGUAGCCCCAUUAUUCAACCACCUGCGCCAUCUAUAUUUUUGUGGACAGUCUUAACCAUCCUGGAUGGGCAGCAGCGCAGCUCUCCAUAUAUGCUGCUCACAUAAUAUUUCAGCUGUGUGCAAACAAUAUUUUAAGCCACUAUUCUUCAACCUUGGGUCUCCAAUUGUUGUUUUUCAACUCCCAUCAUCCCCAGCCAAUGGUAAAGGAUGACGGGAGUUGUAGUCCCAACAACAUCUGUUGACAGGCUGAAGAACAAUGGUUAAAGCAAUGUAGAAGGUUUAGUAGGAGGCAGAGUUUAGUCCUGAAGCCUGUUUCAGUGUCAGGGUUCAGACCUUAAAGCAACUUUAUCAAGAAACUGCAACAGUAGUGAGUAACUGCACCAAGCCCUUUACAGAUCUAGGAUUAGCGAGCUGGGCCUCUCUAGAAGUGAUAGCAAUCCUCAGGAAUAUACACUACCUAUAUGCACAUCAGGUUUGACAGGUGGAGGCAGAACAGAGAGUUCCAGUCCUUUCUCCCAAACCCUACUCCAUCUUCAUUCCCUGCCAUUAGUGAUGCCAGUGCCUCUUUUAUCUCAUAGAAUUCAGUGGAGGCCACCUAGAACCAAGACAGCCCCAAUCCAUUUUCCCAUGCUAAUUCAGGAAGAAAUUGACGUUUGUUCUUCCUCUUGAGCUUGCAAACAAGAAAAGCAGUGGAAAACAAAACAAUUUAAGGCAGUUUUUUCAUUAGGUUCGUCUCACCCAAUGCAUUUGUACUUCUGAUCUGUUCCUAAGCGGCUUUCAUUUCCCUCAGUUGAACUCUCAUAGCGGUUUUGAAAAUGCAAUUCGGGCCUCCCUAAGGGAACCGUGAGCUGACCUCUCCCACCGUAUGCAUUGAUUGGGCUCGGAGACUGGCUGCCAGCCUUUUCCUCCCAAUCAGUGCAGUAUAGGACUCUGUAACUGCCUGCUGUGUUGUCUAUAGUGUGCGAGUCCCGCUCUCUCUUCGCCCUUCUUCCCUGGGGAACCUUAAAACCUCUUCAGCCUUGCGUUUCCAUUUCUUUUGAUCUGUUAGUCUGAACUUUUUUCCUGGGCUGAGGACAAGAGUGAGCUUUGGCUUGGCAAAGGCCCCUUUUCUCAGUUGCACUUGGGAGGUUUCGAAUAUUUCUUUGCUUUGCAAAGACUCUCUGACCAAGUCUGAGAACCCCCGAUAUAGCUUUCCUGCACAGUUAAGCAAAUGACGUCCUGUGGAACUCUACUCUAUAUACCGCAUAACACAAGGUACAUGAUAAGCUGCUUAUAUGCUGCAAAGGUAGGAGGCACUGGACUGUAGAACACUGCAAACACAGCCUGGAACUACUGGAAGUCUUUGGAAUUCCUUUUAACUGUUUAUUCAUUCUUUCCUUUUAGGAGUAAGGGACAAGCUCAUUAUGAAGAGUGAUCUGGUUUUCUUUGUCUCUGUAAUUAGCCUUGCCUUCCUGUCUCUGCCAACAUCUGGAUAUGCUCAGCAUAUUGCAGAAGAAUCCUGCUCUGUUCAGAUUCUGGUUCCAGGCCUAAAAGGUAAUGGGUGUAUCUAUUUUCAUGACCAAUGAAGUUCCCCCGAUCCCACCCAGUCAUAUUUUUGUUUGCUGAGGUUGCUUUCGGGAUUGUUAGGUGUUUUCCAUUGGCUAAAUAGAAAAUGGGUUGUACCUCACAGUGGUUGGCUAGAAUGCGUUUACCAGGAGUUUCACAAACUUGAUCAGAGAGUGUUAAACUGAAUCCUGAAAGUGGGAGAUAAUAUUUUAGAGGACACAUCAAGUACUAGGGACAAUAACUUCAUUGGUGUACAGGAAACUGGGUCAGUAGUACAGGAACUUGCUAAUGGGCAGGAAAAACCAAUAAGGAAGCAGCUGGAGGAAAUGAUUUAUGGUUUUAGUUGUCUUUAUACUAAUGCACAGAACAUGGGGAAUAAAAAAGUUGAACUUGAGCUCAGAAGGUAGUAGACUCUCCUUCACUGGAGGUUUAUUAUUAUUAUUAUUAAAAAAAACUAGUCGUCAUCUGUCAGGGAUUCUUUAAGAUGUUAUUCCUGCAUUGUAUGGGGUUGGAUUAGAUGACCCUGGGGGUCAUUUCUGACUCAACAAUUCUGUGAUUCUAUGAAAUUACAUGUGCAUAUUUGUUUUUCUAAGGCUUCGCCUCUGUAGGGGAAGGAGCUUUUAGUCUUAUGGUAGGGAGGUAAAGAAAUCAACCACUGGAAUUGUAGGCAAGACCUGGGAGAGUUUUUAAUGGUGGUGGUGAUUAAACAUCACUGCACACCCACACCCUUAGUUCUCUGUCAAACCAGGGCUGAGAAAGCUGUAGGUCUCGAGAUGUUGCUGGACUCCAACUCCCAUCAGCACCAACCAGCAUGACCACUGGUCAGGAACGAUGGGAACUGUAGUCCAGUGGCAUCUGGCUUCAGGCAUCCCAUGCUUGCUGUAACCUGCCAGAUACUGGUACCGUCAUACUUUUUAUUCAUCCCACAAUCUUAGUACCUGUCAAAAUUCAAACACCCCCCCCCCCAAGGAUUGUAAUGUGAAAAGUGUUGUGAAAUUUGGAAGAUUUCCUGAUGGCAGAAUUUCAAGGGGACCUGCACAAAGGUGUGCCUCCCUAUUUCCAUAUAGGCUGGCAUGUAGCCUGUUCUGGAAUUCUGCAUACUGGUGCUAAAUCCAAUUUGUUGUUGCAUUUCCAGAUCACUUGCUAAGAAUGCUGUAGAAUUUUCUUUUAGGCCUGCAUUAUAUAUUUGAAAAAGGGAUGCGGGUGGCUCUGUGGGUUAAACCACAGAGCCUUGGGCUUGCUGAUCAGAAGGUUGGCGGUUCAAAUCCCCACGACGGGGUGAGCUCCCAUUGCUCGGUCCCUGCUCCUGCCAACCUAGCAGUUCGAAAGCACAUAAAAGUUCAAGUAGAUAAAUAGGUACCGCUCCGGCGGGAAGGUAAAUGGCGUUUCCCUGCGCUGCUCUGGUUCGCCAGAAGCGGCUUAGUCAUGCUGGCCACAUGACCCGGAAGCUGUACGCUGGCUCUCUUGGCCAAUAAAGCGAGAUGAGCACCGCAACCCCAGAGUCGUCCGCGACUGGACCUAAUGGUCAGGGGUCCCUUUACCUUUAUAUAUUUGAAGUGAAUUUGUCACUUAGAUCACUGCUGAUCAGCUGAUGCGUUCUUUAAUUCCACCGGAUCCUGGACUGCAUCUCUGGGGAUUUAGAAUUGCCCGCCGACUAGGAAAAAAUAGAUGCCUCCCACAUGGCUGUUUCAGUGCAUUUAACAAUGGCCUGAUAUGCAUAGAACAGUAGAUGAAGCUACAUGGAAACAAGCACCAUCUUCUAAAGUUUGUGCACUGAGCUGCUGUUAAAGACACAGCUGCAGUCACCUGUAGUAAAGAAUGACAACCUAUUAUGAUGGUGCAACGCAAGGAAUUCGAGUCUCUCUGAAGUAUCCUUUUGGAUCAACAGUUGUAGUGCUUGCGGAACAUGUUUUUCAGAGAAACUACUUGGCAUGUCUCUUGACUUCAUUCUCCCUAGGGUUAGUUAGUAUGGCCUACCAACCCUCCUUCUGCCCUCCUUUUAACAUUUCCAAAACAUUUUCUGGGAACUGUCGUGCCUGAACAUUCUGCCUCUGACCUUAAGGCCGCUACACUUAAAAAAGAGGGAAAGUAAAUAAAGGGCCAGUUGGAAUAAACUGGAAUUAUUUAAGAAAUGUGAUGCCAGAUCCCAUGCUUUAAGCAUUAUGGCUGAGUGCUUUUUUUUUACCCAGCGAGAUGGGUGGGGUAUAAAUAAUAAAAAUAUUAUUAUUUAUUAUUACUACUACUACAAGAAGUAAACACACCUAGCUAGCAUUGCAGCAGUUGUUAAAUAUUCAUGCUUUGGUAUUUUAGCAAAUGAAGGAAAUUUACAUUUUGGUUGCUUAAUGUCGUCAACAUUUCAUUCUCAAAGUAUAAGGACGUCAUUUUUUUGCAUUGCUAUUCUUGCCAAUUGCCACCUAGUUUAAUUUGUUGUCCCAGUGUACUUAAGCACUAAUGCCUUCUCAUGCAAAUGAUAAAACAAAUUCAAGCCAAUAAAAAGGUAGCACACAAAAAGGCAGCUUACAUCUACAGUGUGUACCCCUUGGGCAUAUAUGUGCCGUAAGCUUAUAUCGCUGUUAUGCCAUUGUUAUGGAUUUGCCACAAGGGAUCUUUGGAAUUGCAGUUUGAGGCAGAGUUUUGCUCGAGUUACCGUACUCCUUACAGAUCUACAGUUCAAGAGGGAAGGAUUAUUCAACUAAAUUUAAGCCUAGGACUUCCGAUCAGAAGGUCGGCGGUUCGAAUCCCAGCGACAGGGUGAGCUCCCGUUGCUCUCUCUCAGCUCCUGCCCACCUAGCAGUUCGAAAGCAUGUCAAAGUGCAAGUAGAUAAAUAGAUACCGCUCCAGCGGGAAGGUAAACGGCUCUGGUUCGCCAGAAGCGGCUUAGUCAUGCUGGCCACAUGACCCGGAAGCUGUACGCCGGCUCUCUCGGCCAAUAAAGCGAGAUGAGCGUCGCAACCCCAGAGUCGGCCACAACUGGACCUAAUGGUCAGGGGUCCCUUUACCUUUACCUAAUGUGUAGCAUGUGGUUGUUGGCAUAAUGGCACAUGCAUUAUAUAGGUAUGAGAAAGGCCCCUAAAACACUAUGCAGUGGAAGACAAAUGUCUUUUGCAGUGAAGACAGGGAAAGGUAGAGCUGAGUAUAAUGUGGCUGCUCCUUCUGCAGGAGGAAAAGGUGGCAAUGCUCUGUCCCUGCCUACUGUGCAUAAACUGGGCUGGGGUAUGGGUCACUCUUGUGAAGGAAGAAUGGUAUAUACUGAAAUUGUGUGUGUGCGGGGGGGGGGAGAGGGUGACAAAGAGACAGAGACCUUGCCCAUUCUGCCUUUAUAUUUCAGAAUGCCAUUGCCCAAGCCAAAAUCCUGUUUUCAACACCUUGGGGAUGAAACUAUCCAAAUGCAAUGUCUGAAUUUAGUAGGAUGCUUUUAUUGAAACAGGUAGCACAGCACCCUAGAGAAAAUGGAGAGCAGUGUUAAAUUGGGACUGGUUGUCUCUUAACUAGAUUUAAUACAGUGCAUAUUUAUAGAAAGGAAUAGUCUAUUCUGCAGAGCACAGACUAGGUAGAUGGGGGCAUUAAUCUUGAUCUACUGAUGCCUUCUUUGACCUUGGAAGAGCAUCUUAACUACUCUAUCUUAGUUUCCCUGUUUGUAAAGUCAAAGCAUUACCACUAGAUAAAACUACAAAACCACACAGAGUAUGAACAGUUAGCUUACGUUUCAGGGGAAAACCCUUCUAUAUAUUGUCGCACAAAUGCUAAAAAUGAUGGUUGUUAGCAUGCACAGGUCUGACUGUUUAAUGAGUUCCAACAAUCUCAUUUUCCUCAAAUGAUCAGAAAACACUGAACUAUCUGUCUAUCUCUGCCUGAGAAAGAAAGGGAGAUGGGUCCCAAAUCUGCUCAUGGUUCCACAUAUCCUACCUAAUUAGAAGCUAUAAUCAUAAUAGUGAAGGAGAUUGAUGAAGAAAUUCAGUGAAGCACAAAAUGGCCUGCGAAGGCCACAGCUAAUAUAAAAUCUCUAAAAAGCCAUCAGUGCCUGAUCUAAACUGUCAGGGGGGGUAGCUGGCUAGCUUAGAGGAGUGCUAAUGAGAUGUGGAGCCUUUCAUCUGUUGGCUGAAAUCCAGCUCAUGCCCUCAGCUUCUCCGCAGCCUUGAGUCUUAGUACUUUGGAGCAAUCAUAUUUCUUUUUCUGGAGGAUGUCGGUGAGGUGCCUUUGAUGCUACAGCAAAGUUCAAAAAAGUACCCACUUCACAUCUGGAAUGGCCCUAUGGCAGAGGCUGCAUUCACACAAAGGCAAAAAGUGUCAGGUAACCUUGUUGGAGCAGUGGCUAAGGGCAUGGCUAGUUUUUCUAAGGGCAUGUACUGUAUACACAGCAGUACAUUAUCCACAUUUUCCUUCACAAGGAGGGCUAUUGAUCAAUGAAGACAUUUGAGAACAUCCCGGAGUUUCCACUGCUACAUUUUCUAGUGACCUAUGGUACCAUUUAAAUGUUGCAUUUGUCUAGUGGUUAGUGCUUUAUAUUAGUUUGUUUGUUUGUGUGUGUGUGUGUGUGUAUCCGUAUGUCUUAUCAUGUAUUGUUGCUGUUGUUUUUAAGUUGAUAAUAGAAUGGAAACCAUGACUAAAUGCAGAAGUUCUGUCCGAAGUUUACUAACUGCGUUCCCAUUGCAUGGGUAACAUGUAUCUGAAUGUUCUGUGACCAUGCUGUUCUUGUUUUCCGAAACUGAACUUUCUGCAUCUUUUUUUCUAUUCUCUUUUGCCGUUCUCAAGACCUCAUUAGAUUCUGACAAGCCAGUUCUUUUCCUCUUGCAUUUGUACUCUCUCCCUUUACCUUUCACCUUUUCCCAUUGACCAGGCUUGAGUGUAUUUACCUUAGGGAAGAGACCUAGUCUUCAUUAUAUCUUUUUAACUUUUAUCUGGAAAAUCCCUCUGAAAACUUAAAAAAUGGUGGAGUUCAAAAGCCGAGGUUGCUGAGCAAACACAACCAACCAGACCCUUGACACCAGGUGGUUCUUCUUAUAUCUAGACAUAUAUGCACACACUGACACCCAAAUGACAUUGAGUGAUCUUAUAAUCAGUUAUGCUCAGAGUGGUCCCUUUGGUAUCAACUGCAAAAUUAUUUCAGUGGAUCUGCACUGAGUUUGAAUGCUGUCCACUCCUAUUACUUAUUGUAAUUUUCACUACAAAUCAAGAGGCUUGUUCAUAUUGAGAAUUCAAGCAUGUUGUUGUUGUUAUUAUUAUUGUAUCUCCUUUUUAACUACAAAACAGGGGAUGCUGGAGAAAAGGGGGAGAAAGGUGCCCCAGGCCGCCCAGGAAGAGUUGGACCUCCAGGAGAAAAAGGUCAGUAUUUUUUAAAGAGGGAGGUGAUGGAGGUUACUCUUCACAAAACUGUUUAUUUCCUAGUGCUGAGUAGAGGGUAAUCAUGUAUAUCAGGCUUUCUGGCAGUACUGUUGGGUCCAGUGUUCUCAGAAGAGAAGAAAAGGCUCAUAGCAUCAGGAAAUGGAAGAUCUGAGAGCCAGGAACCUAACAUUUCUUCUGCCUUAAGUUUUCCUGGCAUCAUAAUUCCAUCUUCUGUGAUGCAAUCAAAACCAUGGGAAUUCCUGCCCUGUCCUCUAUCACCAGAGGGAGUGCUGCUAGAUAAAGCCGCUUAUACCUGUAGAAGCUAUAAAAUAUGUGGAAAUGAUGCUGCUUUCCGUUGGAGCAAAUAUUUCUUUCUUUGAAUACGGUUUCCAUCUAAAUUUUUCCUGGAGCAUAUGGGAAUUAUGGCUGUUCAUCAUGAAUCCUAAAUAUCUGUGAUGAGAGCUUGUUCAGAGAUGGUCCGAAUACCAGUCGUGGAGAACAAACCACCUGCUCAGUGGUGUAGCUUGGCGGGGAGCCACAGGGGAGGUUGCCCCGGGCGCAAAAUUUCAACACCCAGUGCUGCCUCAAUACAGCUGCCCACUGCUGUCGCUAGGCUCCAUUGAAAACUGCUUCUCCAUGUGAACCAGGAAGUGAUCUCUCCAGAAUGACUCUUUUCUUAUUUCUGCGGCUGCAAUCUCCUGGGCGACAUGGAUGCCGUUAGGCAGUUGAACGCAUAUGCAUACUCCGUCUUGUUUCCCUCCCUCCGCAUGGCCCUGCGUGCUGGCAAUCCACGCUAUGCCACUGCCCUGCUUGUUGGCUUCCUGGAUGCAUCUGGCUUGCGACUGUUGGAAUCAGGAUACUGGGCUAGGUCAAAAGUGGGGAAACCUCUGGUCCACAGACCAAUUUGGCCUGGCAGGCUGUUGCUUAAAAAACACACCCCACCUGAUGUCAGCUGAGUGACAUGAGUGGUCCCACCCACUUAUCAAAGUUGACCUAUAGGUGUGGUGGGAGAUAGUGACCAAGCAGAACUAAACUUCCAGUGGAUCUGUGUGCAUCAACUGAUUGAGCAGGUACUUCAGUUCUGCUUUUUGCGGAGUUCUGGCAUGAGGAAGGGUUCUCAAAACCAAGAUCCAGCAGGACCCUGCUUUCUUGUAAUACCAGACUUAGCUAAGGAAAGGUAUUUUUCACAUUCAGGAAGCAGCCAGAGUGAACAGACUGUAUUGCUGGGGCCAGUAAUGCCUGGAGCAAAGGGAAGGGUGUGUGAAAGUAAUUCCUUGGCCGAUCUGGCAAUGGUUUAUGUUUAUAAUGAUGCUUUGGGACUUGCACAAGCAUUUCUGUAAUUCCAUUUGUGCCAGGCCUGUAAGUUCUAAAAUACUUAGGCUCUUUGUGAGUAUUAUUAAAAAGACAUAAGAGGCUAUUUUCAUUGCAAAGAAAUCGUAUGAGAGAACAAUUGCACACCAGAAACCAAUUUGUCUGACCCCUUUUAUUUGACCUUUCUUCUGGACUUAGAGCACUGGGAGCUCUUUGAGAGAGACCUGGAAGGAGUAGUUAGAAAAUAAAUACAAAAACUAAAUGUGGCAUUUGGCUUUAGAGAAGGUAUAAAGUUUCUGCCCCCCCCCACACUCAAGCUCACCAUAACAAUGGCAAAUAGCUUUGCAAGAAACGAAAGAAAUAGUUAAGAACCUCUGAAUACCAGUUAAUGUUAUACUUGUCAAUUUUGUUGCAUUAUGAUUUUUUUUUUUUAAGAAUACACAUACAAUAAUUGUUCCAUUUUUAAAAAGAAAUUGGAUAAAACAGUAAAUAGCAAUCUUAAAACACAGGGCAUCUGAUUUCAUCACCAUCAAUAAUAAUGAUAUUGAUUAUUAUUCUUAUUUAUUUUUAAUUGCAAAUUUAACACCUACUGUUGGGUACUACUCCUAAGAAGAGUGAAGGCUGCUUCUGCGUAGAGUUCCAAUGUAGAGAAUGUUAGGUGACCCUCUGACAGGUCUAAGGAUGGGGGAAUCUUCCUGCCUUCCUUCUUUUGAAUUUCCAUUGCACAUUUCAGCUUGACAGAAGAGCUGCCUAGGCUUAAAUCAAUAAGUGAUACGAGUUUUAAGUGCUUUAUGCUGAGACCCAAAGACGUGAGUGGACCUCAAGGAUCAGAAAACAUAGGACUACUGAAAAACAAGUCCUUUAUUAAGAUCAAUCACAGUUCAGAAUGCAUGAUGCAAACUCUCAGGUUGGACAGACAAGGCAAGAUAUUUCUAUAAUGGUUUUUGUUUGUUUAAAGAGGGGGAUGUUUCUAAGCCAGAGAUCCAUGAAGGAUCAUGUUAGUAUAUUGUUCUAUUGUCUAAUGCAGAGGUUUUCAACCUUUUUGAGCCCACAGCUCCCUUGACCAACUACAGUGGUAGCUCGGGUUAAGUACUUAAUUCGUUCUGGAGGUCCGUUCUUAACCUGAAACUAUUCUUAACCUGAAGCACCACUUUAGCUAAUGGGGCCUCCUGCUGCCGCUGCGCCGCUGCUGCACGAUUUCUGUUCUCAUCCUGAAGCAAAGUUCUUAACCCAAGGUACUAUUUCUGGGUUAGUGGAGUCUGUAACCUGAAGUGUAUGUAACCCAAGGUACCACUGUACAUUCUUUCUGCAGCACCCCUGCAGGGCUCAGGAGCCGAGUUAUUUCAUCUCUUGUCUGCAGAGAUGGCAGCUUCUCACCCUUUUUCAAACAUCCUCCCUUGUGGAGUGUUCCCUCAGCCUCCUCUCCCCUCUCCUUGGGAGUCCUCUGGGCAGCCGCUGCUGCCGCCCCUGGUCUCUGAGCUGCCCCAUGCCUGCCCCAACGAGAGGUGCUUCCUCAUACUGCCCCACAGGGGCCUGGGACUUGUCUGUCUAAUCUAAUCUCAACAGCAAGGGCUGGCAGACUGGCUGGCUAGGAUCUCUCGCCCGCUUGCUUGCUCACUCUGAGGCAACCUCAGCUCCUGGCAACGAGCACUCCCUGACCAGCCCCAGAAGCAGCAGUUGCCUGGGGAACUUGUAGCCAAGGCUGCUGCAACAAACAGCUGUGCGAGGCAGAGAUGCGAGAAGGCAUCAGAGGAGAGAGGGAAGGAAAGAGAGACAGAGGCCAGUGUUGCCCGUGGCACCCCUCAACAUCAUUCAAGGCACCCCAAGGUGCUAUGGCGCACUGGUUGAAAACCACUGGUCGAAGGCACUGAACUCUUUCACACAACUCAAUUUUGUAUUGAAUAUGGGGAUUAUUUGGUUGUAUCUGUCAUAAGAGCUUCCGUCUUCCUACAUACAACUCACCCUGUCAUAUGUACACAAGCGUCCUAUAUAAUCACUCUAAUUUUUCCACGCAUGGAUGAGAGCUUCAAGCUGGGUUCCAAAAUGUUGGCUGACGAGACUGCUGCUUCUGUUAUCUAGUCACAGAAGACUGUUGUGAAUUUUUCCUGCGUUCAUGAUGAGCAUUGCAGCAGCCUCAAAUAUGCCCGCCAGAAGAUGCCACAAAAUUAGUAUUGGUAUCUCACAGCAGGAACUGAGAUGGUUUUUCGGUUUUAAUGGCAAUGCUGUACAGCACUUUUUACAGCAGAGUUGUGACAAAACGAGCCUCUUAAAAAAUUGGCUGUCUCAGCUAUUUGUCAUGAAUAAGGGACAUAUGCAGAAUAAGGCACAAACUGGAUACAAAUAUUGCUAGCAAUGCUUAAGUAUUUGUUUUGUGUCCUUUUCACCGUUUUUUCCAGGUUGACUCGGGGCCUGAGGUUGCACCCUAUACAUGCUUACUUGGCAAUGAACCCCAUACUUCUGAGUAGACAUGUACAGGAUUGCAUUAUAAAACAAUUCGAGACUGAGGAGGGAAGCGUCCAUGCACCCAGAAGCCUCCGGAUUACUGUAGCAGCUACUGGUCAAGUGGAAAAAACCAUUCAGGCGCUCUGUUUGCACAUUCUGCCUGUUCACUUACAAUCUGCCACUACAGGUCUUGUCCCUGCAGCACCAAAUAAGAAACAAGAUGGUUGUAAUGGGGGGUUCUUGGAAUAUAGCUCACCAGAAUCCAUGGUUGCUACAGCCUGCUGGGAGCUUCUGAGCAUGCGGAGGUUAUUCUUAGGCAACUUGUGUAAACUGGCUACCUCUGUACUAGUGUGUGCUCUUCUUGGAAUGAGAUAUACACAAAACAAUCCAUGUUUUUUCAUUCUUCUGCUCAUUUUGGGUGCUAUUGAACCAUGUUGUUGUUUAGUUGUUUAGUCGUGUCUGACUCUUCGUGACUCCAUGGACCAGAGCACCCCAGGCACUCCUGUCUUCCACUGCCUCCCGCAGUUCGGUCAAACUCAUGCUGGUAGCUUCGAGAACACUGUCCAACCAUCUCGCCCUCUGUCGUCCCCUUCUCCUUGUGCCCUCCAUCUUUCCCAACAUCAGGGUCUUUUCCAGGGAGUCUUCUCUUCGCAUGAGGUGGCCAACGUAUUGGAGUCUCAGCUUCAGGAUCUGUCCUUCCAGUGAGCACUCAGGGCUGAUUUCCAUAAGAAUGGAUAGGGUUGAUCUUCUUACAGUCCAUGGGACUCUCAAGAGUCUCCUCCAGCACCAUAAAAAUCAAUUCUUUGGUGAUCAGCCUUCUAUUUGAUACAAUAACAUACAUUAAAGGUACACACACACACACACACACACACACACACACACACACAGUGAAUCUAAGCUCCUGCAACCAUUUCUGUUGCAUGCAUAAUAGAAAACCUGGGCAAAUAAUGAAAAAGAUGGCCAGAUACUGAAGUGUUGUUGACAAUAUUUAUAUCUGAUUUGUGCUGCAACGUGCAUAUUUAUCUCUUAUUCAUUAGAAUUUGCUGAGGCAGCCAAUUUUUAAAGAGGCUCGUUUUGCCACAGCUCCAUUGUAAAAUGCUGUAUAACGCUGCCAUUAAAACUGAAAAACCUUCUUGUUUCCCGCUGUGAGGCUCCAGAUAGUUAUUUUGUGGUAUCUUCCUGAGGCUGCUGUGCACUCCUUGUUAAUAAAGACUUUGAAUGCAUACAGGGAAAAGAUCAGCCGUGUAGUCUGCUUAGCAUAGAUGAAAUGAAAGGGCUGUAAUCUCAGACCUGUGGUUGUGAGGGCAUGAUCUAUUGAUUUCAGUGAACUAAUUUUAGUCUCUGGCAACUCUGACUGAGGACUACAUGAUGCUUUCGGGUAUUUUUUUGAUGCAUCAGUGAGACCAAGAGGGGGGGCAUUGUGGUCUGGGUAGCCCAGGACCCCUAUACAUACUGCCCAGGCUUGUCCCCCAGGGAGAUCACUUUCGUGUUGCUAACACAGCAGUUUGAUUUCACCCCUCGAGGCACACUCCAUUGUCUCUCAAGGCUCUCUGACUACUGAGGGUAUAUGUAAAAAUUUACAUUUAAUUUGUCUUUUGUUUUGACACCCUCCCCCAGGAGAAACAGGGGACAAAGGACAGAAGGGAAGCAUAGGGAGACAUGGAAAAAUUGGCCCCAUUGGUUCAAAAGGUAUGUUUUCUUUCAAUAUUUGUUAGGCGGUUAUUUCUGAAAAGUUGUUUAAAUUACAUGUAUUUUGAGUUUUUUUCUGCAAGGAACAAGAGAUGAUUGACCAUGAUUACGACAAAGCCAUAUGCGACGAUCAUGACAAAUAAAUGAAGUUGAGUUUCCUUCACAUAGGUCAGCAUUGGGAAGGCUUAAAAAAACCCAUACAACUAGUGUUUCUGGUGUCAGUGUAUAAGAUAAAGGCUAUUGUUUCUACUUGAAGCUAUCUGCUGAGAAGCUUAACUUUAUUUUCCCUUUCUUAGGAGAAAAAGGAGAUAACGGGGAUGCAGGCCCACCUGGUCCUAAUGGAGAUCCAGGUAAACCAACCAUAUUAGCACUGGUUUUAAUGUAUUAACAUCCAAUUUAAGGUCCUAAUUAAUAAAUGUGAAGUUAUGUAUAGUUUGUAUAAGCUUGUAUAAUAUGGUUUUUUAAGAUAGAAUAUUUCAGCAGCCAUAAUAUUAGAUUAACCACUGAACUCGAGUGAUAUGCAUACAGAUGUGAAUUAGCCCUUACCAGUCCAACUCAUCUUUUGUUGUACCGAUGUGUACUACACUCUCUCAAAUUCAGCUCAUGUCUAUGAACCAGUCACACCCCCCACCCCAGCAUAAUUCCUACUUUGUAUGGGAUGACCCUGCAGAAUCUUAGUUUGAAUGCAAUUGUGAAUGGAUAUGAUUUUCAACAGCCAUUUCUAUGAUCUUAAAUAGUUGCAGGAAACUGUGCGCUCUGUUUGAGCGCAGCCAAGAUUUUAUUGGCUUACUACACGUGGUUGUUCAGGAGAAAAAAAUGAUGGUUUGCAUAUCAUGCUAAGAGCAGGCCUUGUGGUUUAUAUUACUUGGCUGCAAAGUGGGAGCAACUGAGCAGCAUCUACCAGCAAGGUGUUCGUUUAUAGUCUGCCAUGGUUUAUUCCAUACUAUGGUUUACUGUGAUGUACAGACCAUCCCCUGUGAUCCCUUUGUGCUGGGAUGGACCGUGUUGAACACAAACAACUGUCUUAUAUGUAUGUACCAGCAGCCAGUCUGGGGGGUUCAAUACCUGCAAUGCAGCGUUACUGGUCUUCUCCAGAGCAGGGGUCUGCAAGGCUUACCGGGCAUGGGCCGGAUCACUCCCACAGAGAUCCAGCACGGCGCUGGAAAUUGCAUCUGAGCAUGCCCAGACGCCGAAACUUGCGCCUGCGCAGAAGCGAUUUUCGGCGACUGGGCAUGCACAGAAGCAAUUUCUGGAGCCGCAGAAGAGAGUCCCUGCGCCGUGCUGCACCACUUUAGCGCAGCGCCUCCCUGAAUGGGCGGCUCGGUUCAUUGGUGGCUCGUGGGUUGGCUAAAUGGCCUCCGUAGGCUGAUUCCGGCUCAUGGGCCUACCCCUACUCCAGAGGGUUGGAGUAAGAGGAUGUAAGUAAGUUAGUUAAUGUAAGUAAGUUAAUGGAUAAAAGCUGUGAAAUAUGCACUAUUUUGGGACUCGGGUGGUGCUGUGGGUUAAACCACAGAGCCUAGGACUUGCUGAUCAGAAGGUCGGCGGUUCAAAUCCCCACGACGGGGUGAGCUCCCGUUGCUCGGUCCCUGCUCCUGCCAACCUAGCAGUUCAAAAGCACGUCAAAGUGCAAGUGGAUAAAUAGGUACCACUCCGGCGGGAAGGUAAACGGCAUUUCCAUGUGCUGCUCUAAUUCGCCAGAAGCGGCUUAGUCAUGCUGGCCACAUGCUGGCUGUACGCCGGCUCCCUUGGCCAAUAAAGCGAGAUGAGCACCGCAACACCAGAGUUGGUCAUGACUGGACCUAAUUGUCAGGGGUCCCUUUACUUUUACCUUUAUGCACUAUUUUGGGUAGCCAGCAAACAAUGCGAGACGUUUUGUGCAAAUGCCCAUAUGUAACUUGCACACGGGUUUUCUGCAGGCAUUCCUUGUGAAUGUGGCCAGCUACGAACAGCCAUUGGUAAAAUGGAUAACCAAGUGACCUUGCUGACGACCGAGUUGAAGUUCAUUAAAAAAGGUAAGAAUGUCCAGACAAACAUUCUCCCCUUCCUUGCAUGUGGGGAAAUCUUGCUUGCUUAAUCACUGGUUGAUUGUGCUAUGCAUUAAGUUGGUUUAUAGAAAUGCAAGUGCUCACUUUUCAGCACUGCCCUCCCCCGCAGCUGUUGCUGGUGUGCGUGAGACAGAUAAUAAGACUUACUUGCUGGUGAAAGAAGAGAAGAGGUACAUGGACGCCCAGCUCUACUGCCAAGGAAGGGGAGGAACGCUGAGCAUGCCCAAGGAUGAAAACACCAAUAGCCUAAUUGCUGCUUACAUCAAUCAAGCUGGCCUCAGCCGAGUUUUCAUUGGCAUUAACGACCUAGAGAAAGAGGGCCAUUUUGUUUACUCCGACCGGUCCCCAAUGCAGACCUUCAACAAAUGGAGCAACGGAGAGCCAAAUAAUGCUUAUGAUGAGGAGGACUGUGUAGAAAUGAUAGCCUCUGGGGGAUGGAAUGAUGUCGCCUGUCAUAUUACAAUGAAUUUUGUUUGUGAAUUCGACAAAGAAAAUGUGUAGAAAUAUAAUUCCUGCCCCCCACUCCCAGCUCAAUUUUUGAAUCAAGCUUUGUGUGCAGGUUAGGUUGUGUGUCUGCACUAUCGGUUAUUUUAUAAGCUGGUGCAGUCCACAAAUCCUGAACCGCUAUCUGUUUAUGGGUGUUUUUUGUGUGUGUGUGUUUGCACAUAACACUAAGCUAUGGUUGGUUUUAACCAUGAUUUAUUUAAUAAGCCAUGGGUUGUCUCAGUUUCUUUUGUUUCUCCAAAGCUUGGCUUGUUUCCCAGCCACUCCUGCCUUGUGAUUUGUAGUAUGAUGAGCAUUUGGGGUGGGGUGCCCAAGCAAGCCAUGCUUAAGCAAGGUUUUCACAUAAAGCAAACCAUAGUUAAAAUGAGUCAUGGGUUCACAAGCAUAUCAUGUUUGUUGGCAGAAAAUAAACCAGGGUUUGUUUGCUGGGUUGGAUUCACCCGUUUAAACAAAUUUAUUUAGGCUAAACAAAUCGUGGUUUAGCAGUAUGUGCAAAUCAGCCUUUUAUCUGAAAGUUAGUACCUUGUUGAUGAGGUGCUAAUCUUUCAACAAGCUUCAUAUUAGUCUGGACAAAUAUCCCAGAACACCUCUGCCAGUGUUACAAAGUUCUUCUAUCACCAAAAAAAAAGCAACACAACAUUUUUAUGUGUUUAGUUCAGGUUAUGUGGAUCUCCAUCCUGCAAAAAAUCCUCAUAUCUGAUCUGUGUGUGUGUGUGUGUGUGUGUGUGUGAGCGAGAGAGUGAGUGAGAGAUCAGAUAUGAGGAUUUUUUGCAGGAUGGAUAUCCACAUAACCUGAACUAAACACAUAAAAAUCUCUCUCUGUGUGUGUGUGUGUGAGAGAGAGAAAGAGAUGCAUACACAUUCCAAGAUUAAGCCAUGGCGUAUGUCAAGCUUCCCAUUCCAUUUGUGUGUGUGUGUGUGUGUGUGUAUUCUUAGCAAGGGUUUUCUUCACUCAUAUUCAGCACAGCUUUUUCUUUCUUUCUUUUUCUUUUAAGCCCUGUUUCAUGUAUUAUAUUUGCAAUGCUCCCUCCCUUCUGUCAUGCAGGUGACCUCAUGUAUGAAGUGGAAAUUCACAGCACAUGCUUCCUUUUCUUCCACAAAAAAGGAAUUCCAAUACAGUUUGCUUGUUUUAGCCAUAAGGAUAGCUACCUUGUGGAAGGAAUAGGGACAUGCCCACUGCUAUUCCAUGCAAUGAAGAAUGCCUCCAAGCACAACCUUUCACUGAAAUGAUGAGACUCAUUCAUUUUAACAGGGCUGGCACAGGAAAUCUUCCUAACAGAUUAAAGAACAGCACAUCAUCCUGGAGAGUAGUAGGCAUGUUAAGAAUAGGACACAGGAAUUAAUGAAGGACAAACUUCAACAUUAAGAUGUAUAACACAGGGUGCUGGUGUCAAUCAACUCCAAGACCUACCCUAGUUACUUUUGUUGAUAAAGUAUUAUAGUGGUAUUUUUUAGAAGUAUAUUAUAUUAGUAUUGUACAGCUGUAAAUAUAAUCUAGGUAUUUCAAAUAUCAAUAUUCACCCUUCAGAAGGGAAGAGCAGAGUUAACAGAGACAUGGUUUAAAGAACUAUGGCUGUAAUCCAACACAGAAUUAAGUAUAGGUAAACCGCUUGAAAUCGUUGGGCUUAAACUCAGUUCUGCGCAAGAUCUUUAGGCAGAAAAUAUCCAUCAAAUCGCUUGUUGAGAUUAAUGGAGAUCUACAAUGAAAGUGGAAGGUAUAAAUGUAGAUUUUAGGAAGCUAUUUUUGAAGACCUAUAGCCACCAUUUCUAUCUUUUAAAAAUCCUACCCUUCUAUUGCUGGUUAUUAAGUCCUGUGUUGGUUCAUAAUGAUAAAAUGUAAACGUUAUCUUUUAUCACUUUCUGAAUCCUAAUAAACUAUUUCCUUAGCUCUUCCAUUACACAGUUGCUAAAGCGGGAAUACAGCACUGAUGUAAGCCAGUUCAACUCUUUAGGCAGUAUUUUAAUAGAUUAUAAAUUGAGUAUUGCAAAAUUAUUUACAGAAAACACGAAUACAGGUAUUACAUUUUCCUUAUCUACCCUUUGGCACAGCUGAACAUUGUGGCUUGAUGGCCAGCACAAUUUAGCAAAGUUAAUCAAGUCCCAGCCUGUUGCAGUUUAAAGCAAUCUCAGUAGCCACAAUCCUACUCUGAAUUACACAUGAAUCAGAUUGUCCCAUUAAAUCAGGAGUACAUUUUGCACAGAACUGCAACCUAGAUAGCUGCCAUGAUUGUGUUUAGAUAUUUGCAUGCUAUUACUGUUUUCUUAAAAAUAAUAAUAAUUAUCCAAGCAGGUCUUUGUAAGUUGUCAUGCAACUCACGAGAACUUUUAAGUUAUUCAUAUUCUGAAAGAUGCUUUAAAAUUCAUUUGCCCAUCCUUCCGUUUGUCACUGUAGGCACAUAGCUAAAUGAAUGCUAAGAUUUUGUGGGAGUAAGUUGACUCUACAGACUUAAUGAAUGUUAUCCAUUUGCAACAGAGGAUGCAGCUGGGUGCACCUGACGUUUGGCCCUUCAUGAAGUUCUAUAGUUUUAAUUAUUAUUACUGAGGCCUUAAUCCCAUGAUAGAGUCAAUCCAAUUGAAUUUCUUCUAGCCUGGUUGCAAAUCAAGGGAGGUAGCACAUGAAACAGUUGAAGUUAAAAUUAAAUUUGCAUUUUAUUUCCCAGUUCAUCUGCACAAACAAAUCCACCUGAAGCCAGAUACAAAUCCCAGCACUCAAGCAGUGGGUAUUAAUUCAGCUGGCUUCUCAAGAUUGCUGGCGCUGGAAUUAAACUGAGAAGUUCAUUAAUAAUGGGUGAACUACAAGACUGAGUCCAGCACAUGAACAAGAGUUAAAAUUGGUUCACCAUCUCUUUUUGACUUCAGGAACAAGAUUUAUGCUGUUGUUCCCCACAGAGAUAGUCAUUGGUUUAAAACAGGCACCACCAACCUUUGGCACUCCAGAUGUUUUGGACUACAAUUCCCAUCACCCCUGACCACUGGUCCUGUUAGCUAGGGAUCAUGGGAAUUGUAGGCCAAAACAUCUGGAGGGCCACAGGUUGGGGAUGACUGGUUUAAAACUUUACAGAAGCAUAGGACAGCAGUUCACUUAACAAAUCUAUAUUUCCAAUCCUGCCUAUGCAUAAACUGCAUUCACUUAUUUAAUAGAUAUAAAAACAUGGCUAUUUGUUAUGACUAGUUCACUUCUGCAUUAGGCUUGCAUUGCUAUGCUGGUAGAGUGCUUUCUAAAUCUGUUCCUCCUUGUUGGGAUGUUGUAACUUCUGUGCAGCACAGAGCUAUUCCAGAAUUCGCUAGCAGACCAUCCAUCACUAAGUCACUUAUGCUUCAAGCCCUUUCCCCUUUCUCAUUGAGGUUUGUAGAAUUUCAGGUAGGGGUAAAUAACCUUUCCCCAUCCAGACACUGUUGGAUUUCACUCCCAUCACUACCAGCCAGCAGGAAUGAUGGGACUUGCAGCCCAACACCAUUUUGGAGGGCCACAAGUUCCCCAUCCCUGGUUUAAAGCUCUCUGCUGCUUUGCUCAUUAGAAAGAACUUGGAUACAAAAAUGAAUGUGGGGGCAUGCAUAAAAUAGUGAAUACUGGCCCAUGUGAUAACUUGGAAUAACUGCAGUCUUAUGCAUAGUUGGUAGUGUAUUCUGCUGAAGAAAGCAGGAGUUCCUUCUAAGGCAAUACACAGGGGAUCAAACUGCAAAUCUAAUCUUGCCAAUGUUGAUUCAAUGGGAUUUCUAUGUAAGCAAAAACAACAGGGUUGGGUGUAUAAUAGGUUUCCUGAUGCUGUAACAUCCCAGAGACUAUGACAAAAACAAGAGUGGAUUAUCUGUAACUUGAUACUGACCCAUUGAUUUACAGUAGUUCCCAACAUUUAAAGCUUUGAGGGUAUACGUUUCCUGUUGCGUUCUUCAAUAUUUAUGUUUAAUCUAACGAUAAGCUUCCUGGUAGCACACAAAUGCAAGUACGUAACUAAUUUAUAGCGACUGGAUUGAUAAAGGAUUUUUUGUUUGUAGCAAUUUUGCUCUCAAAAAUAAAAGUAUGGCAAGCAUUUGAAAUCAUUGUGUAUCGUUUUGCGUUUAAGGGAAAUAAAUAAAUAAAUUUUAUCCCAACUUUUGUUUCCUCUGAGCUUAAUUUCUUUUCCCUUGUUUCUACCAGCUUCCCCAAAGAGGUGGAAUCCCUACAGUUUAAUUACAACUCUAGAAUUUUAAAAGACUUUAAGGGGGGGCGUAAUAUGUUUGACUCUACGUAGGGUCUUUUUCUCUGUUAGGACGUAAAUUGGCUGCAGAUAUACAGGUACCAUGCCUUGGAACCUCAGAUAAAGUUAAGCUGAAUAAAUUAAUGGGAGGAAGUUCUCCCUGCUUCCAGGAAGUUAUCUGUGGACUCCCCCACCCUGCCAAUUUUGGGUGUUUCUUUACUCCCCCAGAAACACCCCUGUGUUGCACCCCCACCCUCUAGAGAGGUGCAGUGUUCACCACUGUGCAUAGGUUGCCAUGUCUGAAAUGUGUUUGUUUAGUAGACAGCGGUUCUCAAACUUUUUUCUGUGGGCCACACUUUCAGAAUAAAUAUUUGCUCGUGCCACACCAAGUUUUUAAUUGAUAAGAAGCACAUUGGAAAACAAAAAGGAACAACUCCUAGCAUUUAUAUUAGGUCUCAGCUCUUCAUAAACACAAAGAAGC
Podarcis lilfordi (Lilford's wall lizard) is the source of this 21725-nucleotide messenger RNA. The record is from the annotation of a GenBank genome assembly. Lineage: Eukaryota; Metazoa; Chordata; Lepidosauria; Squamata; Lacertidae.